Molecule: messenger RNA, 1246 nt
Organism: Alosa sapidissima (American shad)
Lineage: Eukaryota; Metazoa; Chordata; Actinopteri; Clupeiformes; Clupeidae
Product: LHFPL tetraspan subfamily member 5 protein-like
Exons: 3
Coding region: 104-814 (236 amino acids)
Biological process (GO): detection of mechanical stimulus involved in sensory perception; sensory perception of sound
Cellular component (GO): plasma membrane
Source: RefSeq, a predicted model, not a curated record
UUAUGUAACACUUUAGUUGAAAUAUUACUGAGGAGGAUGACGCAUUCAGUUUGUAUUUAGGCAAGACUGUUUUUUUUUAUCGGUGGUAGAGUGUAAUAGGCCCAUGUCUUAUCAGUUUUUACAGAGUGAAAGUUUCAACCCGAAUUAUUUGGAAGCUAUGAUACCCGCCCAGGAAGCUUCCCGAAUCUACCACACCAACUACGUGAGGAACGCGCGAGCGAUCGGUGUCAUGUGGCUAAUUCUCACCGUCGUGUUCGCCGUCGUUACCAUGGUGGCGUUCAUCCAGCCGUACUGGAUCGGAGACAGCGUCAACACGCCGCAGGCGGGCUACUUCGGCCUGUUCCACUACUGCAUCGGCAACGCGCUUUCUGGCGAGCUCACGUGCAAGGGCAGUGCGCUGGACUUCGGCUCCAUCCCCUCGGGCGCGUUCAAAACGGCCAUGUUCUUCGUAGGGAUCUCCAUGCUGCUGGUGGUCGCCAGCAUCGGCUGCUUCAGCCUAUUCUUCUUCUUCAACUCAGGCAGCGUGUACAAGAUCUGCGCCUGGAUGCAGCUGGCCUCCAGUGGUUGUAUGGUCAUCGGCUGUCUGAUUUAUCCUGACGGCUGGGAUUCGCCGGAGGUGAAGCGCAUGUGCGGGCAGAGGACGGAUAAGUACACGCUGGGGAACUGCACGGUGCGCUGGGCCUUCAUCCUGGCCAUCAUCGCCAUCAUUGACUCGCUCUUCCUCUCCUUUCUGGCCUUUGUGCUGGGCAACCGGCAAGACACACUUCUGCCUGAGGACUUCGAAGCUGGGGACAAGGAGAAAGAUAAAGAGUGAGGAUCCCCAGUUUUCCCAGUUUCUGACAUCUAGCCAAGCACUUAUCCCGACCAGCUGUGUCGACCCUUCAGAGAGGAGGCUUCGGUUGGGUUCAUAGUGGACUGCGUGCUGUAAACGCCUCACGUCAUCAGAAAACGUGCGAUUUGAGGAACAUGAUUGAUGUGCUUGAUAUGAGCUUAUAGAAGCAAGUUAAAAAUUGCACUGGCUAUCUUGUGAAAGCCAAUGUCUGACAGUGUAUUAGUUUGAAUCACUAUGGUAACUAGAGGUGAUGCGCGGGUCGUGUUUAGGACACACACCUGCCCGACCCAUUUUAGAGAUCCAAUCCGCCCCACUUGUGCCCAAGAGUCAUAAGGCUGUCCGCAUCACUAGUUUAUAGUAACCUGUCUUUUAUUUUUUACACUUUCCACUAUACUCAUUAUAUCCACACUUUUC